AUGCAAGAGCUGUUAGCAACAGAAGUAGACGUCUACCUCUCGGAGUACGAACAAGAACCGGCGCAAGACAACGUGGUAUCGGCAGACGACGAAGAGCGCCGUAUGAAGGCUGCGGUGGCGAAACGGAUUCACGCAGUGAAAGUCAUCGAAGAGUGCCUCGUCACCGCUGAGCAGAACUCUUUCUGCUCCGACUUCAUAGAAGAGUGCGCUGUUAGCAUGUGGAACAUGGCCAGACCUCUGCUUCUCGCGCCAUCCCGCAGUCUCGUGUAUCGAAGCCUUCACAGGCCCAUUGAGGUGGUGCAAGCUUGGAAUUUGAGUUACAGCCUUCUUGGAGCCUGCUUCAUCCAGCACAAAGGUCAUAUGAACCGGAUGUUUGCCGCGUCCCCGAGUAUCUUGUUCGAACAGGCCAGCGAGGCGCUCGAGAACAUAGAGUCCUCCCUCGCAACCCUUCGAGUGAAUCUGCUCUAUCAAGUAGCACUCUGUGAGGCCGAAGAAGAUCUCCCAGCUGUGGCAAAAGAGUCGAUUGAAAAGGCGCUUUCCAUCGAUUUCAGCACCCCGUCCGAGUCGCGGACACUUUCCGCUUCAGUUGUUUCUGGAACGUCGGCUCACCAGGGAGAUAACCUAAACCUACGAGAGCCCACGCAGUCGCCUGAUUCACGUUGCUUGGAUCGCUACUUCAAAACUCUCUUGGAAUCCAUAAAGCCACAAGUGGUUCUAGACGACGAAUUCGUCAUUCUUGAUCAAAUGCAGCUGCUUGUCGAUAGGAGCAAGUCGGCUCUCUCACUCAGGAACUACCUUCCCAAGAUUGAGGCACUAAAAGAUCAAGCGCUCGCGGAGCUUGCGGAGUCUGAAAAAGAAACCGCUACUCCACUCCACGAUCCCGUGGAGGCGGAGGUGAACCAAACUGGGCGAGAAGCAAAACUCGACAGGCUCUUGAGGCUGAUGAAUAACGUUGCACAACAUGCUUACGCAUACGGCCAGUUUUCGGUGGCGGCAACCUUCUGCAAGACGGUGUUGCGUCUGACAGAGAAUCGAAGGGACGAGCUCUCGCCCAUUCUGCAGGACGACGAGGAAGAGAAGACUCCUGCCGAACGAGACGGAGACAGCGCUCCCCCGGCAGUGCGGCUGAUGGUGCCGGCCCACCAUAAACAAACAGCCAUCGCAGUGGUCCAGUCCUGCUACACCUUGGCACUUUGCCUGAGUCACAUUCUCAAGAUGGAGUUCAAAGAGCUCCCCGGUGUUGACACGAGCAACGGAAAGGUCGAAAGGAUCUCGACGGACAGUGACGAGUUUCCGGUGUCAACCGCCACCAGGCUGGCGGGGCAGAAGAAAGGCACUGCGAAGGCAAUGAAAAUGAAACAAGAUAUUGUUCAGCUUUUGCUUGUGGGCAGUCGCCUCAGCAAGGACUUCGAGCAAUUCUGGCUAAUAUCCAACGGCGCGAUUCACUUUUGGAACCUGCACAAGCACAUCUUGGAAAGCCGCGCGUUUGAUCGGACAAGGAGCGUGUCUUUGCUUGAGCACGUGCAAGAACUCCAGACACAUCUGCUGGUCAAGCACGAGGUUUUCCCAGCCUCGUCGAACCUCGCCGUCACUGAGGAAGCCAUCUCUCGAGCCCUGCCCUUCCUGGGUCGCAGCGGAUGUAAGGACAUCGUCGCCUCUCUCUUUGAAGGUGGAACAGCAGCCUGCACGAAUUCCACUUGGAUUGAACAACUUCUGAAAGCAAACGUGAACAAUGACCCGCCUAUUGCACCGGCACCGUCGCCCUCAAAAGCUGGCAAAAGCGCCAAGCAACAGGCUACGUCCCCCGCCGUUCUCGCUGAGCUUCCUUCCGACCUAAUGGGAGGGGAAAUUCGAGCUCUCAUUCUCAUGGAGAGGAUUUCCAAGGAAACGGACAUUCCGACGAAAGAGAGUUUGAUUACGCGAUGCUACGACAUCAUUCAAGCCAUGCCAGUCGGGACAGAAGCUACCAGAGAUUUACAAGCGGAGAUGAAGGUCCGUCUCGCUGUCAGAGCCUUUAGCUUGCAUACCCUUUUCCUUCGCCUCUCGCUGGCGUUUGCCCUCGAGGCCGUGGGCGAGGACAGGCAACAUGUGCCGUACUCACUGUCGGCCACAAUCAGCCGGCGCAAGCGACUGUGGCUCGGAAUAAGCCACACGGUCGCAGGGCUGAGCCUCUCCAGUAUCCAUUCUGACCGGUCAUGUCCGAAUGCGUCAAGUGGUCAAGCUCUAGCCCUCCUUCACUUGCUUCAGGCGUGCCAGUGUGCACAGUCAACGCAGAACGCUUCACUCGCUCUUUUCGCAUGUCAGAGUUUGUGGAACGUGGCGGCGCCGCUUCUUCCGGUCGCUGAACUCCGGCGCGAUCUUAUCAAUGCCAUUCGAGCGGCGCUGCCGAUUGUCGGAGUGGCGAGACGUUCAGAGGCUCUGCCGACGCUCGCCAAACUGUACCUCGGCCUCCUCUCCUGCUUGUCCGCGGAGGGCGAAUGGAGAGACGUGAUCGCUGUCGCAGACAAAGCCUUUCUGCAGCUGCCCAAGUCCGUCCACAGCCAGGUCUUGAGGUUUCAGCUCCUCGCGAUAAGCCAAAGCGAAAAGAAACCGUUCGCCGAAAUUAGCGAGAAGGCCACGAGUGAGAGCGCUUCGGAAGGAGACCUGCUACUUUUCUGUGCCCGCGCACUGCCGGUGGGACACUCAGACGCGGUGAAGUUGUACGAGAGGGCCAUAGAAAUCAUGGAAGGCUCCUCGGAUCUCAAAGCCGCGGACGCACAUCUCGAGCUCGCAGACCUUUUCUUGCUUUCAUCAGAACCUUGGUCGCAGGUCUCGAAGCAUAUCAAGGCCGCUCUCGCCCUCGCCGACGACGCCGACGACAUGCAGCGGAGGUGCAGUUUUCUCAAGACCUUCAGAGGCGACAAGGGUAGCUCGUCGGAUGCAAAGGAGACCACCUACAUCCCCGAGCUCGGAUUCGACAUUCACCAGCGCGCGAAGACACUGACGCUGCUGGCAACUCCAGAUGCCGACGAGUUCCUGGCUGCUCUCUCUGAUGCGUCAACAGCAGUACCUCUGGCUGGUAAUGCGUUCGCGGGCAAAGUGCUCGAUAUCCGAGACAUGGCAAAGCCGCUGCAGGUUCAAGGGGAACAACCACUGCCGAAACACCCUGUGACCGCGCCAGCCUCCAGCUCAGACUUUGAGGACUCUCGGCUGUUUCACAAUUCCCGCGAGCACAGACGAUUCGAAAACUACAGCCUUGCAGUUGAAGCAUGUCGGACCCUACAGAAUGUGCUAUUUCAGCUUGGCCUCGAAGCCUGGUCAAUUCCGGUUUUACAUCGGCACCUUGAGCUGCUCCGGGCAGCGGGGUCAGAGCCAGGCUGGGUAUUCAACCGCGAGUUUCUCCACCUCGAGCAGACUCUGUGCACCAUGCGCCUUGCCCGAGCGUUCCACAUCUGCGAGGGUGCAACUGGCAAGCAGACAGUUUUGAUGUCUAUGAGCUCCGUGGUUGAUUCUACUUUGGACGCGCUCAGCAAGUUCCUGCCUUCGCUCUUGGCCCGUUCUUGCGACCUGGCACAUGUACCCGGCGCUGGACUCGAAGCCGAAGCAGCCUCCACAUUCUACGUUCAGCAGUUUCAGCAGGCGGCUGCCGCGAAGCUUUUCGUAGAUCUGGCGGAGGAGUUUUACUUCUGGGGGGAGAGCCGCGCGGCGUUCGAGUUUGCCAUUGCGGCGCUGCAAAAGGCCCUAACUGCAGAGGCCACCGAAACGGAGGUUGUCAUCAGAGCGGCAGGCUGCGUCGGUGCGCUGCAGACUGGAGAGGGGCGUGACUCUCCUGCGUGUGUUUUCUUGAAGGCUGUUCUGCAUGCUGAGGGAGGCGGGGCUUCGGCGACGACUCUCGCGGCUGUUGCAGAGACACUGAUACUUGCUCGGCCCCGCUCAGAGAAGUCAGAAAUGUUGGACGAGCUGCUCACGGGGGUCAUUCACGCACUCGAGGAACUCGACAGGCGGUGUCGCACGAAGGACGUUCACCGCGCGGGAGCUAAGAGACUCAGGCCGAAUGAUAUCCCGUCCUUCGACCGUGGCCUGUUACAUGGCGACUCUACGAUGAGUACGAAGUUUUCCGCAGAAACAUUGUUGAUUAAAGAGGAAUUGCCGUCGCGCCCCGUGCUUCAUAGUUUGUGGAAGGCGCGGCUGCAGCUGCUGAGACUCGACCGCUCGGCAGCUGAUCUAGGAGAUCGGCUACGAGUUGCAACGCCUGCGGGCGUCCUAGACAGGCUCACCGCUGUUGUCUCCGAUGUCCAGACUGUGGUGGACUCCCUUCUAUCGUCUCCGCUUUUGAUUUUCAUCCUCCCGCGUCUCGUUCCCCUCUUCGUCAACUUGUGCGACUUGGUGGAAAACUUGCAUCAAGAGCCAGACCGCGUGGGCAGUAUUCCUGAAGAAGGGGUGUGUACACAACGACAGACGGCAUCAUCCCAGACCGAGGCAACCAGCCCCGCUAUCUACAAUCAGGAGCGCGAUGAGUUGAUAGCUCGUCUCCGACGCAUGGCUGCCAUUAUCGGAGAUCGGAUCACUCUGCCAAGUCUUCGCCAAGACAUCCGUCUUUGUCCGCCUGACAUGCUGUCUUCGUUGCAUCGAUCGGUGUCUUUCUUCGGGGUCAUUCGGGCGCGACUGGAGCGGCUCUCGUGCUACACGCAGUUGCUGGAUCCUGCCGCUCCGGAUGUCUCUACGUGUCUCCUGCCGCUCGAAUCCAUGUCUUUUCCUGGAAUGGUGGAGUUUCUCACAGCCUCACGCGAAAGGCGCGCCGUAGACGAGUGGCUUCGAAAGACUGCUCGUCAGUCGGGCCAUCGCGAAGGCAAUGUCAAGGACGCAAGAAGGCUUCUAGGCGAGGCACUCGAUAGCCUUGCGAACCUGGGUACCCUUCCGUACCAGACUCUGAAGGCAGAAGCCGAUAAGGAGAUCGUUGAGUUCCGGAGGCAGGUGCUGCGGAGCCUGAGAGGCGGCGUUGGCCUGGCGUCCGUUUUCAGUCUGAACGAAACGGAGAUAUCUUUCCUAAGCGAAGUGGCAUUGCUCAAUCUGCAUAUUGCUCACGCUGCUCAAGAAUUGCUCCAUCUCGAGAAAGCUGGCGAAACAGAAACGGAAUUUGUAGGCUCCACAGGAACACACGCGUUGAUGUUACAGUCGGGAAAUCUAUUGGCUGCACUUGAGAGAGUCGGCUCGUCCUUCCGUGACACUCGCUCCAUCAGUCCCUGA
This is a messenger RNA of Toxoplasma gondii ME49, 5226 nucleotides long. RefSeq lists its product as hypothetical. Lineage: Eukaryota; Apicomplexa; Conoidasida; Eucoccidiorida; Sarcocystidae. The record is from RefSeq and is a predicted model, not a curated record. The transcript is spliced from 12 exons. Gene Ontology annotation, biological process: axoneme assembly; cilium movement involved in cell motility. The coding region runs from base 1 to 5226 and encodes 1741 amino acids.